This is a messenger RNA of Corylus avellana, 4869 nucleotides long. RefSeq lists its product as uncharacterized. NCBI's taxonomy places the organism in Eukaryota, Viridiplantae, Streptophyta, Magnoliopsida, Fagales, Betulaceae. The record is from RefSeq and is a predicted model, not a curated record.
AAUAGGUAAGCCAAAAAUAACUUAGUUCCCUAAAUUUAAGAAAAUCUUUUGAAAGUGAAAUGCUUUAUUCUUUUAAAUAAGAGGCUUCAAUAACAUUUGACAUGUCACAUGGGAUCUGUUUGGCAACGGAUGGUUACGGUUUAGUAGACAAGAACUGUAGUAGAAAUUGAUUGAUGUGAGAAAAAAAAUAAGAAUAUUAAAAUUUAAAUGGAUGAAUAGUAAGAAGCUUUUGGCAAACGGUGCCAUAGUUUUCUUAUCAUGGGCUUUAGGCCUCGUUUGGUAAUAGCUAAAAACACACUUUUCUAAAAAAAUAUUAACAAACUGUUGAAAAUACAAAACACUUUUCAAAUGUGGACUUUAUAAAAAACAAUUUUCACCCUUAUACCGCAUCAAACCAAAACCAAAAAAAUAAAUUUCAAAACCGUUUUUUGAUGACCCUUAGGCUUAAAAAAAUAAUGGCCUUUGUGCCCGGGUGACACAUGUUUUGGUAUCCAAGGAAGCCGUUAGCUUCCCGCCAAGGAAAAAUAUAUGAAGACAAAGCAACCGACUUUCAACUGUUUUAACGACCUUCCAGCCGCGCGUACAACAUUAAGAAGCAAUGAAUAUGUGCUUUACUCAAUUGCUCACACUUUACAACAUUAUUGUUUUUUCUCUAUUAAAAAAUCCCUCUCUCACCAGUAAACCAUGUGCCUAUCUAUAUAUUAUCCUAUUUCUCAUUUUAUUAACCAAAAAAUUAAAUAUCUUUCGUUCACCAAAAGAAAAGGAGAAAGGCAAAUAGAAAGGGAAAAUCAUCCAUGGAGAUUGAAUUGGGACUCAAGAUCACCCAAACCAGAGAUGAUCUCGCUUCCACCGCUGAUGUUAGGAUUGCCAAAGACCGAGCGGGUCCUGUUUUCUUGUCUAAAGAACAUGACAACAUGUUCAUCCUCACUGCCUAUCUCAGAGGUUUUAAGAGAGAGAACAUUGAAAUCAAGAUCAAUGAAGAUGGGACGCGGAUUAUGGUUGGUGGGGAGAAGCCGGUGCAGGAGAUGGUGAUGAUAGGUUGGAUGGUAUACAAGAAAAGAGUGGAGCUCAGGGGUUUUAGAAAGGUUUUCAAAAUUCCUGAUGGGGUGGUUUUGGAUCGGAUCAAAGCCAAGUUUGACGAAGAAGAAGCUAUCUUGACAAUUGUCAUGCCUAAACGGGAGAAGGGAAUUUCUGGGGUUGGGAUUGAGGAAGUGAAGGAAGGGGAGGUUGAGAGAGAGAGAGGAAAACCAGAAAGAGAGCAAGCUGUAGCUGAUGCGGUUCUUGAAAGAGGCAAUGUUGGAAUGGAAGUUCAGGAAGAAUCUGAGGAGCCCGAGGUUAAGAGAACGGAAGAAAGCGAACGGGUUGUGGAGAAGAAGACGGACAGAAAGGCAUCAAAAAAGGUGACAUUUGUAGAGGAGGUUCUCAAGAAAGAAAAUAUUAAGGAGAGAAUUCAGGAGGAAAGUAAAGAGCCCCGUAUUCAAAGUAUGGUAGAACCUGACCAAAUUGCAGAAGAGGAGGCUGAUAAAGGGGGGCAUGAAGAAACUAAAACAGUAGCUGAGGUCCCUAAGGAAGAGUACAUUGGAGAAAAACUACCAGAGAAAACUGCAGAGCCAAAAAUGGAAGGAACUGAUGGGGUUGUGAAAGAAGAGGUUGGGAGAGGGAAACCAGAAGCAGUGCAAACUGCAGCUGAUAAAGAGCCUGAAAGAGAGAGAGAAACCCUAGAGCCUGAGAGUAAAAUUACAGAAGAAACUCAACAGGUGGCAGAGACACCCGAAGAAACAAAAAAGAUUGAGCAUCAUAGAGAAUUAGAAGGAGCCGUUAAACAUCCAGGAGUGGCAACAAUGAAACCUACGACUGAAGAAACUUGGAGCAAAGAGCUUCCAGAAAUGUCCGAGCAGACCAAGAAACAGGACAUUCCGAAGGAAGAAGUACAAGUACAAGAAAAAGGACUGGAGGAAGAGCACCUUCACGGCCCUGGGAGGGUUGAACCAUCACAUACUGUAGUGGAUCAAGUGAGUCAACAACCAGAAAUACCACAUCAACCAUCAAGUCACCAAACUGAAGUUGAAGAAAAAGGCACAAAGGGAGAAUUUCGUCAAGCAGAACAUGAAAUGCCUCAAGAACCACAAAAGCAGGAGGCACAUCUAGAUGUUCGAGAGACAGAAAAAUCUGAUCAAGAACCCCAACAAGCAGAAACUCUUCAACCAGAGCGCCCUGUUGAGAAGCAUGACAAAGAGGAAGUUAUGGAACGAGAAGAAACUCAAGGUGUAGAAAAUGAAGUUCAAGAAGCAAGCAAAAGAAGUUCUCAAGAGAAAGAAGGUGAAUCAUCAGAAGCAGGGAAACAGAAAGAUCCUGGUGAGCAAGAAACUCAAGAGAAUCAGCCUGCUUCAAAAAGGUGCAAGCUAGGUGUUCCCUGUGUUGUUGCGGGAUCGGCCUUUUUCAUCUCUCUCAUGGUUUUUGCCAUCCACAUGAUUAGAGAUAAAAGAAAAGAUAAGUAAUUUGUGCAUAAGCUGCUUUAUUUCUUUGUUAUUACGUGUAUAAAUUAACAAUUGUAUUAAAGUUCAUGUGCCAUUAACGAGAAUUUCAUGGUGUGAUAGAGAGAGAAUGAAUAACCUUAAAAGAACAUAAGGUAAGAUGAAAUGAAUGUUCAAAUUCUACAAUAUACUUGUGAACAAACUUCUGAUAUACUCCUGCUUAGAAAAUAGACAUGUCACACUGAUAGGUUUAGAUUGCCCCCAACUUUUCUUUUAUACAUUUACUCAUUUAGGUUUGCUUAAAAGAGAUAAAGACAGAAAAUCAUUCUGGCUUUUUUGAAUGUCACAUUAUGCAAGUCAUUUUCACAUAGCCUAGCUUGUGGCUAUUCUAACAUACCUUCCAUAAAACAAAUACUCUUCACACAUUGAGAGAAUUUAACUCCAUCAAACAAAUGACAGAGAGGGCUGAUCAGGAUGGUGCAACUACUUCGCCAAUUUCUUUGUUCUCAUGCAAAAAGGCUAAUCAGCAACUGGAACAAAAGGUGCCCUGCAACUAAGAUUCAUAAUAAUAAGUAGCUAUGUUAAAAGGAUAUGAGAAAUUGCAGCGAAGACUUAGAUACAUCAGCUGAUCAGCUUAGUGUUGCCUAUCCUCUAAGCAAAAAAGAAAAGGAAGUAGCAUAGUUAGCUCUUCACAAUUUCCAGUUACUAUCUUCCUCUUACCUUUUUUCCUUUUUCAUAAUUUUCUUUUUGAUUUUUUUUUUUUUUUGUUUUUCAUCCUCAACUUCAGUUCCCUCCAUAGAGAAUGAGAAAGAAGUCAAGGGGAAAGGGGGAAAGGAAGGGAGGUAUAAGUGAAUCAUUCUUUUUUUCUUCUACAUGGGUAUAUGAAAUGGAUAAACCUUGUUUUACAGAUCAAGUUAAAUAGCAAAUAAAAUUCAGAACCUCAUGGAACCAAGUUGUCCUUUACCUCUGCAUUAAACUCACAGCCCAUAAAACUCAUAGGACAUGUUCAGAGUCCAUGCUGUAAGUCAACAGUACUAGCAUUACCACAGAGAAUGUAGUAGAUGCGCAGGAGUUGGAUUUGAAAUCUAGCUACUGCUCAGAAACCCAUUGAGUAGGUUUCAAUUUCAGCUAAGAGUAAUGGGCACAGAGCCUGUUCAUAUACUCUACUCCUGCUAAUGAUACACAUGUCAAAUUGUUUCCAAGUAUAGAUCCGGCCACUUUCUUUUUUCUUUUUCCUUCUUUCAAUUUUUUUCCGGGUGGACAGGAAAGAUUGUACACAGAGAACAUCAAUUUGACUUUUUCAAAUGCCAGAUUGCCAGUGUAAUCUCAUAAGAGUAAAACCUAGUUAGUUACCUUCCAGAAAAAACACAUCUUCUUCGCAUGUUCACACUGCACAUGCCGAAUUUAAUUAACUCCAACCAGCAAGAGACAAAAGAAGCUUUUGGCAUUUAAAGCUUUAAAUGCUAUGAGGAAGGCGACUUCCUUGGCAGCCCUCUUCAAUUUCUUGUACCAUGUAACUACCAGUCCUAACGACAGUAGACAUGGGAGAGAGAAGUAAGAAGUACAAACAUGGAGCCAUGAAAUUGGAAAUCUAUCAAGGACAAAGGAGAUACAUGUAGUUCAGUCAAAGACCAAGCAAGCAGCAAUGCAUCAAAGAAAAGAGGGGACCUUCAAAAGGCAGGACUUUUUCAAACAAACAUGAGGAAUCCAAAGCAGUCAAAAUGUAACCGAUCAAAACAAAAAUUGUUGCCCAUCGACAGUAAUGGCAUAAAAUCCUUGAAACCAAUCAAGUCAAGCCUAAUGGGAAUCGAACACCUUUAACUUUUGUCUCCCACUAAAAAUCCCUUCUGAAUCGGUCAAAGCAAGCAAGGUUGGAGGCAGGAAAAGCCCAAAAACUGAGAAGUCAAAAUAGGCAAAGCAUCGUUGGAAGACUUGUGAUGUAAUUGUUGCAUCAAAUAGAACAACAAAUAAAAAAGUCAAGGUUAUCACUUAUCACGAACAUUCAUUGAGUCAUGGUCAAGGAAGAAGACACUAAUCCCACCUCCAUGCUGCCAACAUAUUCUAUUCUUGUUGCAAGAAUUUCCAAGGGUCGAAAAUACAUCAACUUGUAACGCUUCACGUAGACCAAGUCACGGUCAAACCUCCAUUAUCAACAGCUGGAGCUUGAACGAAAAAAACAUUAUCAAAAAAGCUGCAACGCAAAUCUCCUUUCUUUUUUCAGAAUGUUCCAAAUAGAAAUUUUUCAGACUCGAGGGGGCAAACUUGCAGCUGGACCAUGGAAUUAAAACUAGCGAGCUUGAAUCGUGAUGUUGAUGAAUUCUUCUUCUUCUUUUCAUUUGCUUUAUAAAAGUGUCUGAAAUUAUAUACAAGAAUGAGCAAAACAAGACGAGCAACA